Molecule: messenger RNA, 654 nt
Organism: Rhododendron vialii
Lineage: Eukaryota; Viridiplantae; Streptophyta; Magnoliopsida; Ericales; Ericaceae
Product: NAC domain-containing protein JA2L-like
Exons: 2
Coding region: 1-654 (217 amino acids)
Biological process (GO): system development; regulation of DNA-templated transcription
Molecular function (GO): DNA binding
Source: RefSeq, a predicted model, not a curated record
AUGGAGCUAGCAACAUCAAGAGCAGGAGAGUACACAUUGUGGCCUACAGAUAAAGACCUUUUAGACUAUCUUAAAGAGAAAUCCAAGGGCGCAGCCCUGCCUUGUGAUGUGGUUAUCGAGCGUGAGAUUUAUGGGGUUGGCAACAAAGCCCCGUGGCAGAUUUUUAUCGAUGAAGAUCCAUGGGAUAUAUACAGAACCAAGGACAAGAAGCUAAAUAAAUGGAAAAGAGAAAGUACAAUCUAUGUUUUCACGACCUUAAUCAACGCCAUCGAAAAAGAGAGAGCUAGAACAGCCGGUUAUGGUUCAUGGAACGAAGAGACAGCUUCUGAACAAGUGGUGGAAGUAGACAAGGAUGCUCAUGUGAUAGGGUACAAGAGGAUGUUGUGCUUUCAGAUUACGAACGAAUCGGGAGUGAUGGACGAGAGUGUGGAAAAAGGCCACUGGAUCAUGCAUGAAUACUCUCUACGCGGCGGCGGUGGUAAUACUACGACUGGAAAAGGCGAAUAUGUUCUUUGUAGGAUAAAAAGAGACGGCUUAAAGAAUACCAAGAUAUCACCGAGGAAAGGAAAGAAUGUAGAGGCUGCUACAACUGAUGACGACCUUAUAGUUUCGAAACCCGCAAAGUAUUUUAGAACAGAGUUCAUGCAAGACUAG